AUGACUCUCCUUAUUUCUAUCCAUCUAUUUCGCCCUCUCGCUCUCACCAUCUCUCUCUCUCUCUCUCUCUAUCUAUCUAUCUAUCUAUCUAUCUCCUCUCUUUCUCUCAUCUCUCUUUCCCUCACCUUCUCGCAAUUUAUCUUUCCCGCUCUCUCUCUCCUGCUCUCUCCUUCUCUCGUCAUCUCUCUCUUUCCCCGCUCUCUCUCUCGUUAUCUCUUCCCUCCUUUCCCUCUCUCUCUCUCUCUCCAUCUCUCUCUCUUCUCACGCCGUCUUUCUCCCUCCCUUCAUCUCUCUUUCCCUCACCUUCUCGCAAUCUAUCUUUCCCUCUCUCUCUCUCCUGAUCUCUCCUUCUCUCGUCAUCUCUCUCUUUCCCCGCUCACUCUCUCUCUCUCUCGUUAUCUCUUUCUCCCUCUUUCCCUCUCUCUCUCUUCAUCUCUCUCGCCAUCUUUCUCCCUCCCUUCAUCUCUCUUUCCCUCACCUUCUCGCAAUCUAUCUUUCCCUCUCUCUCUCCUGCUCUCUCCUUCUCUCGUCAUCUCUCUCUUUCCCCGCUCUCUCUCUCGUUAUCUCUUCCACCUCUUUCCCUCUCUCUCUCUCUCUCUCUCGCCGUCUUUCUCUCUCCCUUCAUCUAUCUUUCCCUCUGUCUCUCCUGCUCCCUUCUUCUCUCGUCAUCUCUCUCUCUCUUUCCCCGCCCUCUCUCGUUAUCUCUCUCUUUCCUUCUCCAUCUUCACCCCUCUCUCUCUCUCGCCGUCUUUCUUCCUCCCUCUCUCUCGUUAUCUCUCUCUCUCUCUCUCUCUCUCAUAUCAUAAACAAGUUUGCCUAUUUUCUUGUCCUUGCCAUUGGUUUAUGCAUGCGUGA
Molecule: messenger RNA, 855 nt
Organism: Acanthosepion pharaonis
Lineage: Eukaryota; Metazoa; Mollusca; Cephalopoda; Sepiida; Sepiidae
Source: the annotation of a GenBank genome assembly